This is a messenger RNA of Aricia agestis (brown argus), 1262 nucleotides long. RefSeq names its product putative carbonic anhydrase 3. Gene Ontology annotation, cellular component: cytoplasm. NCBI's taxonomy places the organism in Eukaryota, Metazoa, Arthropoda, Insecta, Lepidoptera, Lycaenidae. The transcript has 6 exons. The record is from RefSeq and is a predicted model, not a curated record. Bases 136 to 1116 code for a protein of 326 amino acids. Gene Ontology annotation, molecular function: zinc ion binding; carbonate dehydratase activity.
UUAAAUCACCAUUAAUGUCAAUGCAAUAUAAAUAAAACAAAGUACCUACUGAAAGAUAAACAUUCUCCAAAUUUCAAGUAAAUAAGCAAUUUUCUAGGUAAAAUAAAUUUUAUUGUAUUGAAAAAUAUUGUAAUUAUGCAGAUAAAAGUGAACAUUGGCAUUGGGGCAGAGGAUACAGAGAAGGAACCACAGAAGGAAGAAGAAGAUAAAUCAGAGCCUGAAUUCGGUAGUGUCGAAUGGCUUUAUCGUAUAAGUGAUACAGAACGGAAUCUGCCAAGCCCAAUUGAUGUAUCCAUUACUGGUUCCACAGUAUAUUCAUGCCCCGAACUGAGUUGGUACAAUUUUGAUGUCUACCCGCAUAAAAUAAAGAUAACCAACACUGGUUACACUCUUCUGAUUGGAGCGAAAUGGAAAACAGAAAGACCGUAUCUGGAAGGUGGUCCUCUACUGGAGAAGCACAUACUGUCACAAAUUCACUUCCACUGGGGAGAGAACAUGAUGGAAGGCACCGAUCAUACUGUGGAUAAGAUUCGUCACCCAGUUGAAAUGCAGGUCACGUUUUUCAAAUCGGAAUAUCUAACGCAGGACGAGGCCUUCCGCCAUCCAGAUGGAACCGUGGUUAUUUGCUACAUAAUACAGUACGGGGCGAACCCCGACGAUCGUCUCACCUGGGUGACAAAUGCCCUGCCGAAGGUUUGCGAAGCCAAGACCAGCACUCGUGUCGGGCCCUACCCCAUGUCAACCCUCCUGCCAAUGUUCACAGCAGAUUAUUUUUUUUACUGGGGCAGUUUGUCAACGGCGAAAGGGGAUUAUGUGGCUCGCUGGAUCGUGCCCAGAACCAAUAUGUCUGCGUCGUUUGAACAGAUAACUGAAUUUCGAAAACUAAUGGAUCCUUGGGAUGAACCACUAAAGAAAAAUUUUAGAACUCUCCAAGAGCGUGGUGAUCGACACUUAUUUUUUAUAAAUCCGCGGUGGAGUCAACAUAAUUCAUUACUGCCAAUACGCAGAGUCCCAGAACCUUCAAUGUCGGUGUUGUCACCAGCUUAUCAAGCUAAUUCUUGGAUGUUACCACCACAGAAUAAAGUGAACUUGAAGACGGAUACUCAAGAAGAAUAAUAAUAAUAAUAUUGUACCGAUCAUGCAGCUCUAAACGCACAGUAAUUAACAACAGUGGACACUAGAGUAGGUACUAGGCAGCGAAUGGAAUAUGAAAACCACAAAUAAUUAAACUCUUUGCAGUAGUCUUGUUCAAAUAAAAAGGA